Chara braunii is the source of this 1828-nucleotide messenger RNA. NCBI's taxonomy places the organism in Eukaryota, Viridiplantae, Streptophyta, Charophyceae, Charales, Characeae. The record is from the annotation of a GenBank genome assembly.
GCGAGGAACGCCUGGUUUGUUAAAGCUAAAGAAGGGAGGGUAAGGGGAAGGAGAUGGAGGUAGAAGAAGCAGAGGGAGGAGAGGGCAACAGGGGUCUCCCCCCCCUGCCACCCCCACCCACUAGCUUCUGGGAGAUAGAAGAUAAAACGAGACAGUCUAUCGGGCAAUGUUAUGAUGAUGGAGUGAUGCAGCUCGCUGCUAAUUUGGGGAACGUGGUAAUCGACGAGAGAGGGAAGCGCUUUAAGGUUACUGCGUCGUUGGAUGCGAUAAAGGAACGGUGGCUCAAAGAGCGGACGGUGAUAUUUAUUUUUCAGGAUGAAGCCAGAGAUUUGCCUAGAGGGGUGAAAGAAGACUUGGUCAGAUCGUACGAAGAUUGGUGGUUCGCUCGGCGUCUGUUCCACCCAGAGGUCAGAAGGGGUAGGAUCAAAUUUGAAAGCCCCAAUGUUGUAUCGUAUGUGGCGAAAGCGGUGGAGGUGGCAAAUUGGCUGAUACAGAAGGGCACAAUUGUCUUGUCAUUGCGAGGGAAGGAGUAUCCAGCGUUAGUGAAGCCAUGGAUGCCUAAACUGGAAUUGAAGGAGCUGAAGCUGAGGGAAGCAGAGACUAAUUUCUGGAUUGUAGCCUUGAGAGUUCCCUUGGAUGCUAUGCUCUAUCUCCCGUCGGCAGUAGAAGGCUUGAUUGGAGUGGUAAAGCAUACACAUCCCCCAGAAGCAGACCGGACCGAACCCAAAUUGAUGAAUAUCAAAUUGGACAUGGACGCUCAAGCGAGAUUCAGGGUAGAAGGAGAUCUCGAUGCUCAAGGGAGCCACGAGGAGUUGGGGAGGGAUCAGUUGCAGAGGAGACUCAUAGGAGGAUUGGAAAGGGGUGAAGGAGAACGGCAAAUGGCACUGUCAUCGUCUUCUCAGUCAAGAAUCGGGAUGGGGAGCGAUCUGAUAGGAGACGAUCCGCAGUUAGUGGGAUCAGGGUUCCUGCAGGCGGAAACAUCAGAAUCCUCUACGGGAAGUUCCGGGGAGAGGCUGAGAAGUCGGGGAGGAGAAGACUCAGAUACCGGCCCCACAGCAGGGACUCGUACAGAGAUGGUUGAGUAUGCUAGGUUGUAUUACUCGGACAUUCUGACCUCGCGGCGGCUGGAUGACACUGUGGAUACUGAUCUUUCGCUGGAAUCGAACAUGUGGGAGGACACCACGGUGGUCUUGUCAGAAGCAGAUUGCCUGUCGCUCGACCGACCGAUCACGGUAGAGGAGCUGGGCCAGACUCUGAAACAGAUAGCACCUGGUAAAUGCCCAGGGAGGGAUGGGCUCACUGUGGAGUUCUAUAGGGCUUGUUGGGAUGCGUUGGGGCCGGCCCUGGUAGAAGUCUAUAAUGAGAUUCUGGUGGGGGGAAAGUUGGGGGAGAUGAUGACACAUGGAGUCAUCUCAAUCAUGUUCAAGAAAGGAGAUAAAGCCUCGAUCCGCAAUUACCGCCCGAUCUCCAAUUUGAAUGUGAACUAUAAGAUUCUGGCAAAAUCUCUGGCCCUUCAGUUGGGGAGGAUCCUCCCAAAACUGGUGGAAAGAGACCAAGGAGCUUUUGUACAAGGGAGGUCCAUCUUCAUCAAUAUUCUGACGGCAAUCGAGAGCAUCGAGGAGUUCCAGGCAGAGAACCUAAACGUCGUCGUUCUGCGAUUGGACAUGGAGACGGCGUAUGACAGCGUGGGUUGGUCAUUCAUGCUGACGACUUUAAGAAAGAUGGACUUGGUCAAAGUUUCUGCAGAUGGGGCAUUGCUAUGUAUACCGUAGCUACUUCGGCGGUACAGGUGAAUGGCCAUCUGUCGAGACCCUUUACCCUGACGAGA